Messenger RNA from Adelges cooleyi (spruce gall adelgid), 4306 nucleotides. RefSeq lists its product as uncharacterized. The record is from RefSeq and is a predicted model, not a curated record. The coding region runs from base 285 to 3254 and encodes 989 amino acids. NCBI's taxonomy places the organism in Eukaryota, Metazoa, Arthropoda, Insecta, Hemiptera, Adelgidae. The transcript has 2 exons.
CUCGCCGUUGUUCGUUCAGUGUUGACUAGGUCGGCGUGCCGGUCGUAUAUACUAGACAAAACCGCUGUCUUACUUCCACGGUGUUUCUUAGUGUUGCUUCUGUUCUCACAACGUGCAAGAUGGUUUCGAAAAUAAUAGUCCACUGCGGAGUAAUUUGAUUUGACUACAGGCGAAGGCCAUGAUUUGCAAUAAUAACUGCCGCCGUGAUAUGGCUAUUCUCGAUAAACAAAGUAACAAGAAAUAAGUGGAAAAGCGCAAGUUUGUGUCAAGACGCCCCACGUAUAAUGGUGUUGCGGCCUGUUAGUGAUUAUGGCGAUUGCCGUCUCGACGGUGAUUACGCCGACUGUGUCCUGCAAAAUGGCGGAGGUCACCAUUUCUACGAAAGCAUCAAGAACGGACUGGAAGGCUUUCGGUUGCAAACGGCUGACAACGACUUGACGACGUCCGGUGCGACUGUCGACUUGCUCAACGACGACAACGACACGAGCAGCUCGAUAGCGUCGAAAAAACGCAUCGACAGCAUGUUCAACAAAUCGGCGGACGGCGGCGGCCGACGAACCAAGUCUGUAGUCGACGGCGGAUUCGAUUACGGUUAUGGCGACGGUGAUACGGCCGGUAAGAACACUGUCCAAGAGAAGAUCGAAAAAAUGUUUGCCGAAGUGAGUUCAUCCGAACUGGAUACUGACGUUUCUAUGGACUCUGUGGCGGCGGUUGCGGGCGGCAACACGUACCACGUCCAGUACAUCGGAUGCGCAGGCUUGUCGGCCAAGAUAUCAUCGUUGGAAGGCCUCCAAGAUCCGGUUCGGGACAUGUACUUUGCAUACCGGAAAAACUACGGACACGGGCAAAACGAUUUUUCAGGUGUACUGGAAAUAUCGACCGCCGGACUGACAAUACGAUACAAGAACGCGAACGGUGAUGGAGUGAACCGAACCAAUGAGUUUCCUUCUAUCGCCGUUUGGGCCGCGCUGAAGUUCGUGUGUCGUCGGCGUCAGAACGGUUACGAGUACGCGUUCCUACCGCUGAUAUCGGACCCGGAAGGUUCGGACAAGGCGCCGCUGUUCCGGGACGUGGACCCGGACGACAGGGCUCGAGUAGACGCACCGGGCGAGCACGCGCCUAUAUUCGCCGUGGUCAUGCGCAAAUCGGGCAAGCGGCUCGAGUGUCACGGAUUUGUGUGCGAGUCCGAGAACGACGCAUUGCUCAUGGCGGCCAAUUUGUACGGCGCGUUGGUAGCGGCCAUGUCCGUUGCCACCGAGUCCGUGCCGGCGCCUAGACGCAUCAAACAGCGCAACGGGUUCACCAGCAUGAGCAGCACGGCUGGAUCGAGCGUCAAUGGUGGUGGCUGCAACACAACGAGUCCCGCCCUUCCGCCGCCCAGGCCGCCCCGCAGGAAUAAGAAAUCCACAGCUUCGUCGUCUGACGGCGCACCGGCACCACUCUCCGAGGUCUGUAGCGAAACCAGAACGUUUCGGAUGAGCGUUCAACAGCCUCCGUCGUUGAAACGAGGCGUGUGCAACAGUUACACGGACGGGUCGGCGCAGAAGUCACCGGUGAUACGGCGCGUCUCUUCGGAACAACCGGAUAACGGCGGCGGCGGCGGUGGUGGUGGUGACAUCCUGACCAAAGUGGCCAUACCGAGGAGUAGGAGUUUUUUAAAAACAAACGCGCUGGGCUCCAAGUACUCGAGGCGGACGGCCGGUUGCGGUGGUAUUGAGCUGGCUACGGAGAGGCGGCGCCGGAGCAACGGUAGCAUCAUGGGCUUUUCGGACAUGUUCAACGAGCUGCGCGUCCAAGAAGGCCUAAACAACAUGGACGACAUACUGAACGCCAUUAUUAACGUGGAAGGCAUGUCAUUCAACGAUUUGAAACCCAUUUACAGGGAAUUCCUUAUGAAACUAGCGUUGACGCUCACCAAAGACGAACUGUACCAGCGGACCAAGGUGAUCAUGUUGGAGCAAAAACGGAGACGUUCCAAAACCGGACGGCAGUUGAACAAACGGUUACGGAACGCGUUCAACUACAAUCGAGCCAAAUCUAAAAUUAGUGCCGCGCUUUUGCCGAAUUUCUGUAAACGUUUCGGAAACGGUCACCAGAAGCGUAAGUGUUCGUGUUCAUUAGCCUCAGCCGCCAAAAUAGCUACGACUACCACCACUACUUCCUUAUCCGCCACCGUCUCUUCGGGAAUAGCACGGAAAUCCGAGCACCGGAAGAACAAGAGGGUUUUAAAGCGAACGUCGGCGAUGAAAUGUCAACGGUUAUCGUCGACCAACAGCACCUCGGACGACAGCGAUUUUGUGGCUGUGGCCGUUCAACGACCGAAAACUCGAAAAGGAGGCCGCGUCCCGUCCGACGGAUGUUUGCACCAGGCGUCCAGCGGCUACUUCAGCUGUUCAGAGUGUAGCCUCACUACCACCACGUGUCGUUGCAACUCGCUAGGCAAGUGCUACUGCAGCGGACAACCGCCGUCGUGGAUAUCGUGCAGUUGUGACUCAGACAGUUGCGCGGACAGCGAUAAGUGUUAUUGCGGCCGCCGGCCGAACAUAUUCGAAGAACUCAAGAGUCGCGGAUUCGCCGCAUCCGAGUCUAGUCUGUCGGUUCGAGCCGACUCUCCGGGUACCGCGUGGAAGAAGAACGAACAGUUGCUCGUGCAACAGGGCCCGGCCAAAUGUGGUAUCGAGGCGUCUAAGAGCUUGGAGUAUCUUCAGGUGAAAACCGACGACCCGUUGCAGCAGUACUCGAAAGUACUCAAAGGGGCCGACCGGAUGAAAGUGUACAACAUUCAUCCCGCACUGGACUCGCGAUCUAGUGGUUCUUCCGUGGCCGCCUAUUCCAGUAGCCGUUCCGGAUCUAGCGUACUAGGACGGCGCACGGCUGGAUCCAGCAGUUCGGACAACCUGCAAACCAUUGACUACGCGCUAUUCGCCGGGGCCAGGAAACCUCAAUCCGCCUUAUCGGCCACGAGCGUUCGGGCGGCGUGGGCCCAGGGCGGUUACGUAAAACACAAACGCGGGCCACCCGCCUUCCCGGCCAGAACGUCUUGGCCGGCGGCCGCUAUGAUGGCCCGUCCCUCCGAAUACUAUCCCGGCGCUGGCCUUGCACCAAUAAAACCAAUGAACAGGUCUCUAAGUUCCGAAAUGAUGCACACUAACUGUCAAGUGUAUUUAAGCAAACGACGUCAUUCGAUUCACGACAAUGAUCUAUCGGCGACUUUCCGCACAGACUUGGAAAAUUCGUUGGGUUAUUAUCCCUAAACCAAAUUAUUAUUCCAUUCAUGUGUAUACAAAUUUGUACGGUCGAUGUUAAUAACAAAUAUGACACAGUAUUAUUGGUGAAUAAUCAGCGUAUACUUAUUUGCGGUAUGCAUGUUUUUUUUUUUAAUAUACCAGCAAAACCGUAUGAGCAAUUAAUUUACAUGUUAGUUACAGUGAAUUAAAACCACUAUUCACUAUUGAAUAUAAUAAUAUAUACCUUCAUGCGUAAACAAAAUAUGUAUUAUCUAUAAUCUGUUUACACUAGUAGGUACGAUUAGAUACUUAUUAUAACCCGUCCGGUUCAUCUUGAGCUCGUUCGCCUAUUAUUUUUACACGGAUGCGUACCUAAUGUGCGAAAGAGCUUAAGACCGGUUUAGCAUAUUAGAGGUACUCCUAUAUGGGCUAUUUUUAUUUACAUAUUUAAUUAAUGUGGAAACCUAAAAAUUACAAUAAUAACACUACAAUACGGUUGUAAGCAGUACAACUGUUGUUGAGUUUAUUUUAUCUUUUUAUUAUGAUUAGAAUCAGUCGGCAGACGUUUCAAUUUAGUUAAAUAUGCUAAUCAAAUUUUUUUACACCGCACUUCUAUCGAAUCUUUAGUCGUCAAAAAAUAGAAAUCUACUAUCGACGAAUGGAUAAAUUAAUCUCUGUUUUUUUUAUAUUGUACUUGUAUGUAAAUUUAUUUGGAAAUCGUUUCAUCUAAACAAUGUGCUCGCUUAUCCACCUAAUAAGUAAAACGACCGCCUUUAAUUUAACAAUUAUAUUAUCAUUUUAUAUAUCAAACACGGGUAAUACGUUUUCCUCUAUAACUGUAGAGGUUUACAAAAAAAUAGUUUUAUUUCGUUGUUUGUGUUACAGAAUACCAUUUACACUGUACACAGUAAUUACUGCCCAAGACAUAAAUUUUAAUUUUAACGCUUACAACCUACAGCCUCAUAUACAUUUAAAAUACACCAUUUAAUUAGUAGUACACUAAAUUUGUAUAACUAUAAAAAUGUAUAUAUUGAUACAGAUUUUUAAUGUUAGUAUCUCGAAUAAAACAAAUACCUAUU